AUGGUGAAAUUAGGGGAGGUGAGAAUUGAGAAGGAAGAAAAGAGCGACAAUCAGAAAGAAAAGGGGAAAGAAAGUGAGCGAGCUAAAAAGUGCGAGGAAAGAAAAGAAAAGAGAAGAUCCAAAUGGACAGAUUGGGAUGAUGCCAAUGAAAAGGGAGGUGUGACACUAGCAAAUCAGCAGCAGUCUUAUCAACAACCUCCACAGCAACAGAUUGUGAGACAUGAAGAUGGGUUUGCUAAACUCGAGGGUAUGAUGCAACAAGUGAUUGGGUUCACUGGAAAGCUAGUUGACAGAGUAUACUCACAUGAGGACUUAGAUCUAGAGCAAGAAAUUGCUCGCGAAAGUAGGCCGACUGAGACACUGGUGCCAUUACCCAUUGAGAUAGAUGAUUCAGUAGGUUUAACUGAGGUGACUGUACAUAAUGCUCAAGAAAACACCAACAAGGAAGAUGUGGUUGAGAAAGAGAUUAAAGCUGUACCAGAACCGAUAGUAGAAGCAGUGUCUGAACAAGAGAAAAAUCAAAUUACAGGGAAGAAGCGACCUCCAGCACCAUUCCCACAACGAUGGGUUAAGUAUAAAAAAGAUGAGCAGUACAAGAAAUUCUUGGAGAUCUUGUGGCAGAUUCAGGUAAACAUUCCAUUGAUUGAUGAUUUAAAGGAAAUGCCUGGACCCAGUGAAUUUGCCAAUUGCUCUCUAAUAGAUGUGGUGGAUGUAGUGUUGGAGGAGGACGAUGUAACAUUGAACCUUAAAGACCCUCUAGCACAUUGUCUUAUGAACUUAGACGAAGCUAAUGAUAAAUACUUGGCAGAGUGGGAAAGAAAAACUCCUCUAGCUAAGUCGUCAAUAGAAGAGCCACCAAAGCUGGAACUGAAGCCAUUGCCAUCUCAUCUCAGGUAUGCAUUCUUAGGACUUGACUCAACUCAACCUGUUAUUAUCUCAUCCAGUUUGUUAGAUGUGCAGGCAGAACAGCUUUUGCAGAUUCUGCUGGAAGAUGGGCAUAAACCUUCCAGAGAACAUAAAAGAAGACCGAAACCCAACAUGAAAGAAGUGGUGAAAAAGGAAGUGAUUAAAUGGUUAGAUGCGACAAUCAUAUUUUCCAUCUCUGACAGCAACUGGGUUAGCCCAGUGCAAUGUGUAUCGAAAAAGGGAGGUAUGACGGUAGUGAAAAAUGAGAAGAAGGAGUUGAUCUCUACACGAACAGUCACAGGAUGGCGAAUCUAUGGGUACUCGGGGUAUAAUCAGAUUUCCAUUGCCCCAGAGGAUAGAGAGAAAACGUCGUUCACUUACCUUUAUGGAAUCUAUGCUUUUCGGCGAAUGCCGUUUGGCCUAUGCAAUGCACCCGCCACAUUCCAAAAGUGCAUGAUGGUCAUCUUCAUAGAUAUAGUAGAUGAGAUAAUGGAGGUUUUCAUGGAUGACUUCUCAGUGGUGGGGAAUUCAUUCGAUGAUUGCCUUGUGAACUUGAGGCGAGUUUUGAAAAGGGUAGCUUUUGAGGAAUUAAAGAAGAGACUGGUGACAGCAUCUAUCAUAGAUACCCCCAACUGGGAGCAAUCAUUUGAGCUGAUGUGUGAUGCUAGUGACUAUGCUGUGGGAGCUGUGCUUGGGCAGUGA
Messenger RNA from Nicotiana tabacum (common tobacco), 1608 nucleotides. The record is from RefSeq and is a predicted model, not a curated record. Lineage: Eukaryota; Viridiplantae; Streptophyta; Magnoliopsida; Solanales; Solanaceae.